Messenger RNA from Phaeoacremonium minimum UCRPA7, 1815 nucleotides. RefSeq names its product putative protein vts1 protein. Gene Ontology annotation, molecular function: protein binding; translation repressor activity; mRNA binding. The record is from RefSeq and is a predicted model, not a curated record. Bases 1 to 1815 code for a protein of 604 amino acids. Gene Ontology annotation, biological process: nuclear-transcribed mRNA poly(A) tail shortening; regulation of mRNA stability. Gene Ontology annotation, cellular component: P-body. The transcript has 3 exons. Lineage: Eukaryota; Fungi; Ascomycota; Sordariomycetes; Togniniales; Togniniaceae.
AUGUCUGCUAGCCACAUCAUGAACAACCGCAAUAGCACCCCCGAGGCUACCAACACCUCGUCGCUGCGGCCGCCCUCCUCGAGAGCUGUUGGCGCCGGGCAUCACCUCCGAGCCUCUGCCGACAUGGCCUCCCUCACCGGAAACGCUCAAGCUGGCAAGCUGAACCGCCCCAACUCCGAUUUCUAUGGCCAAACCCAACAUGGGCCGGGUCAAGGUGCGGGAGACAUCGAUCCCCAGGACAAGCUUGCCCAACAAUGGAUUGCGGACAUUGAUCAAUACGAGACCACACUGGAGGAGAUGGCUGCUGCUACACUAGACCAGGACUUCAAGGAUGAACUCAGCGCUAUUGAGCAGUGGUUCAGAGUCCUCAGUGAGGCUGAGAGAACUGCGGCACUCUACGCGCUCCUGCAACAGACCACCCAGGUCCAGAUCCGCUUCUUUAUCCAAGUGCUACAGCAGAUGGGAAAGAAUCACCCAAUGUCUGGUGUCUUGUCCCCUGCAAACUUCGACAAAGAUCCGAUGUCGAACCGUCUGAGUGAUGCAAUGAACAAGUUGAAUGUAGACUCUGCAAGGAACUCACUGGCUCGUGCGCCAUCUAAUGCUAAGCGUCACUCGGGGCUUGAUACUUCUACCAUCAAUGCCAUGUUCCCUGACGCCGCAGCUGCUAUCGCCACGGAGAAGGCAAAGUUCACCCAGCAGACUGGCAAUCCCCCGACAUCGAACCGAAACAGUGCUGCAGUCGAUAACCGAAGCUCUCUAGCAGCCCCGACCAUCUCUACACCUGGUGAUGGACUCGAUGCCAACGGGCAGAACCCUACAUCACCCUGGGGAGUUGAGGGACGACCCAAGUCAUCUUCUGGCCAACCCCCAAUGGGACAGUUUGUCCAGCCUCCACCCUCUGCUGGCCUUCGAUCGCCUCGUCCCCAAAUCAGUGGCAACCAACAGAUCCAGAAUACGACACUUAAUGCUGGUGACAAGAACGAUCUGCCGCUCCUUUCACCAUAUGGUGCCAGUGGAACCUGGGCUUCAAUGACGAACACCCCAAUGGUUGCUAACUUCAGCCCCCAACAGAGUGGAACCCAGGCGGACAUGGUAGCGAACGCUACUGCGAUGAAGCUUGCGGCUCUGUCGACGGUCAACAACCGCUUCGCGCUAGAUGAUGUUCGAAAGUACAGGCGAGCCCGAUCCAACGACGCCCCUGGCGCGCCGUCACAGAACCCUCUGUCACCAGGUGCCCAGGGUAUGGGAAUUCCGAGUGGUGCGAACGUUGUUAUGAUCAACGACCGUGGCCAAAUCGUGAGCCAGGAACAGAUGAUCGCACUGCAGAAUCAGCAGUUCGGUGGCGGCCGAUCUCGACCAAGCUCGCCUGGCCUCGCUAUGCAGACCGGGUUUGGCCAUAUGGCCUUCACGUCUCCCCAGAACAACGGCUUCUUGAGCGCAUACGAUGGCACUUCGCCGAUCUUGAACCCCGCGUUGGGCGGCAUGAAUCUGGGACAGCUUGUCGGUCAUGAAGGUUACCUGUCAGACCAUUCAGAGAUCAACAGGGGUCGUUCUCCUCGUGGACGGCGUGGUAGCAGCAAGCCACCUGAGGAUCCGACCGACCCCUCGUUGCUCCAAGACAUUCCCAGCUGGCUACGAAGUCUUCGUCUGCACAAGUACACCGACAAUCUCAAGGACAUGAAGUGGACGGAUCUCAUUGAGCUGGACGACAAGCAACUCGAAGACCGGGGCGUGAAUGCUCUUGGCGCCAGACGCAAGAUGUUGAAGGUCUUCGAGCAAGUCAAAGAGGCGAAAGCCGAGGGCAAAUUGAACUAA